AUGCCUCCGGAACGGCAAGGCACCCAAAAGCGCCGGCGCCUCCCGUUCAACCCCCCACGACCGCGAGACACCAUCACCACCGCCGGACCAUCGACCUCGGCAUCCACAUCAACAUCAACCAAAAAAGCUGUCAAAAACACAGCCAACGCAGCUGCGUCCUCGUCAAGGGGCAUGCGCAAGGCCGCCAUUGGGUCUACAACAGCCUCCUCUUCUCGUCAGAGAGUUCCCGCACGACCUAGCGCUCCAGCUUCUGAGUCAGGCUCCGAACCACAGUCUGGAUCUGAAGGCUCGGAUACCGGCAGUCAAGAUCGCGAUAGAUCGCCGUCCGAAGAACCAGAUUACAUUUUAGCGGAGAUCACACAUAAUGAUGAGGCGGAUGAUGUGAUGUCGAGCGAGCCUGCUAUCCCGCCGAAAUUGCUCACUAGGUUAUUACACCAUCACUUCAAGAGCGAGAAGACCAAAAUUGCGAAGGAUGCGAAUGAGGUUGUGGCUAAGUAUGUGGAUGUUUUUGUAAGGGAGGCGUUGGCUAGAGCAGCUUAUGAGAGGGCUGAGGGGUUGGCUGAUCGUCCUGGGGAAAUAUCGAUUGGAGAUGGGUUUUUAGAGGUCGAGGAUCUUGAGAAGAUGGCUCCGCAGCUUGUGUUGGACUUCUAG
Messenger RNA from Aspergillus fumigatus Af293, 651 nucleotides. Its product is annotated as CENP-X/MHF2 family protein. Lineage: Eukaryota; Fungi; Ascomycota; Eurotiomycetes; Eurotiales; Aspergillaceae. The record is from RefSeq and is a predicted model, not a curated record. Gene Ontology annotation, molecular function: protein heterodimerization activity. Gene Ontology annotation, biological process: replication fork processing; resolution of meiotic recombination intermediates; kinetochore assembly. Gene Ontology annotation, cellular component: Fanconi anaemia nuclear complex; FANCM-MHF complex.